Messenger RNA from Myotis brandtii (Brandt's bat), 1988 nucleotides. RefSeq names its product harbinger transposase derived 1 (gene HARBI1). The transcript is spliced from 3 exons. Lineage: Eukaryota; Metazoa; Chordata; Mammalia; Chiroptera; Vespertilionidae. The record is from RefSeq and is a predicted model, not a curated record. The coding region runs from base 385 to 1434 and encodes 349 amino acids.
CCUUGUUAGACUGGUUUGAGCACCACCAUCACCCUCUUCUGUCCCGUGCUUCUCAGGGGGAGCCAGAGAGCUUUGGGUAAAGAAACCCGCCGUGACUAAUCCCUUGCCCUUAACGUCAGCUCCUUCGUGGCCUGUAUAGUUAGGAGCAGACCUCUUUUACCUCGUGGAUAAUGAUGCCAUCACCUUCAUUAAUCUUUUGCUCUUCUCAGUUCAAAUGCCAGGGAGAAAAUAAGCCACCAAGAGAGAAGAUUAUAAAUGCCAGAGCCAUUUAACUGAUGGUUAGCUGUUGACACUUCUCUAAAUACCUUCUUGCACCAAGGCCUUCACUGGGAAGAAUUCGGGGGAAAAUAGCCGUGGAAAAGAGAGUCAACACUUACAUGUACCAUGGCUAUACCUAUAACAGUGCUUGAUUGCGACCUCUUACUGUAUGGCCGAGGCCACCGGACAUUGGACCGUUUUAAGUUGGAUGAUGUGACUGAUGACUACUUGAUGUCCGUGUAUGGGUUUCCUCGGCAGUUCAUUUAUUACUUGGUGGAGCUCUUGGGAGCGAGUCUUUCUAGACCUACUCAGAGAUCCAGGGCUAUUAGCCCAGAGACACAGAUCCUGGCAGCACUGGGCUUCUAUACUUCAGGUUCCUUCCAGACUCGGAUGGGAGAUGCUAUAGGAAUCAGUCAGGCAUCUAUGAGUCGAUGUGUUGCCAAUGUCACCGAAGCGCUUGUGGAAAGAGCCUCACAGAUCAUUCGCUUUCCCGCUGACGAAGCCUCCAUUCAGGCUCUGAAGGAUGAAUUCUAUGGGUUGGCUGGGAUGCCAGGGGUAAUAGGCGUGGUUGACUGUAUCCAUGUGGCAAUCAAGGCACCAAAUGCUGAAGACCUCUCCUACGUGAACCGCAAAGGUCUGCAUUCUUUAAACUGCCUGAUGGUGUGUGACAUCAGAGGGGCACUAAUGGCGGUGGAAACAAACUGGCCAGGCAGCCUGCAGGACUAUGCUGUGCUGCAGCAGUCUUCUCUCAGUAGUCAGUUUGAAGCUGGAAUGCACAAAGAUAGCUGGCUGCUUGGUGACAGUUCCUUCUUUCUCCGUACCUGGCUUAUGACACCACUUCACAUUCAUGAGACUCCAGCUGAAUAUCGCUAUAAUAUGGCCCAUUCUGCAACUCACAGUGUGAUUGAGAAGACUUUCCGAACACUCUGCUCCCGAUUCCGCUGCCUGGAUGGGUCCAAGGGGGCACUACAGUACUCACCAGAGAAGUCCAGCCACAUCAUCUUAGCGUGUUGUGUCCUCCACAACAUCUCCUUGGAGCAUGGGAUGGAUAUUUGGUCCUCUCCAAUGACAGGACCCAUGGAACAACCUCCCGAGGAAGAGUAUGAGCACAUGGAGUCCCUGGACCUAGAGGCUGACCGGAUCCGUCAAGAGCUGAUAUUCACUCAUUUUAGCUAAUGUGAAAGGUGGGGAGGAGGAGGGAAACCUUCCAGAAGGAGCUGUGACAAACUUUCUCCCUCACCAGCCACUAUACAGUUCCAUCAUCUAGCAUGACUGAGUGUGGACACUUGUCACAAAUUGACAUUUAAUCCGCAUGUUUUUUAGAAGAGUUGGGGCUAUACCAGAAUAUUUUGAUUCAUUUGUAUUUCUAUUAUUAUUAACUAAACAAAAAAUCAGGACAACACUUCCGUAGUAUGCAUUGAACUCCAGGUUGAGCCUCAGUUAUUUGAAAGCUCACUGGUUGCGAACAUUUAUGAUUGUGCCUACAACAUCAAAGCAAAGGAGAAAAUGGCAUCUAGCCAGAACACUUUCUUUUUGUUUCCAUUAUCUGGAGAUUUCAAAUGAAAAUAAUAUUUAUUUGUCCUGAAUUAUUUGGGUGGCAUUUUAGCUUUUCUACUUUGCUGCCUAGAUAGGCAUAAUUUGAGGCAAGUGGCUGGUGUGGCUCAGUGGUUGAGCAUCGAUCCACAAACCAGGAAGUUACAGUUAGUUUCUGGUCAGGGCAUAUGCCCAGG